Thrips palmi is the source of this 4629-nucleotide messenger RNA. RefSeq lists its product as uncharacterized. NCBI's taxonomy places the organism in Eukaryota, Metazoa, Arthropoda, Insecta, Thysanoptera, Thripidae. The transcript has 11 exons. Gene Ontology annotation, molecular function: protein binding. The coding region runs from base 192 to 1886 and encodes 564 amino acids. The record is from RefSeq and is a predicted model, not a curated record.
CUGACCGAUUGGUUGUUUUCGUAUACGGCUGUUUGAAAAUCCGAGGCUUCAAAUCUGACACGGGCUCCAUGACCAAGCUGUCAAAGAUGUUGUCACAACUUGGUUUGCUCUAACUCCUGUCGUAUUGACUGAGCUUUGCAGGUUUUCUGAGCUGAGCUGUGCUCCUUGUUUUUGAAUCUUGUGUACCUGAAAUGGAUGAUAAUGUGCGUCGGAUUCUUCGGGAGUGCCGUGUUGAAGAUUACAUGGACAAUUUUCGAGAUCAACAGAUUGAUACUGAGGCACUAGUUGGCUUGACGUAUCAUAUGUUAAGUCAGCUUGUACCUUCUUUUGGUCCAAGGAUAAGGCUUUCAUCAGCUAUAGAGAAGUUUAAGGCUUCUUCUAGUUUGGGACUGGAAUCAUCAUUCCAGGCAGGUGUUCGCAGUACAUCCUCACCAACAUCUCGAUCAUCUGAUCGUGCAACCCCACCUUCAACAUCCGGAUCAUCUGAUGGUGCAUCCUCACCUUCAACAUCUCGAUCAUCUGAUGGUGCCACCCCACCUUUAUCACCUCGCAUUCCACAGAUUUUUACUGAAGAUGAUGGUGGGGAAGAUGCUGAUGAUAUCAUUCAUGUCAACAUUGAUCAACAACCUCCAAGCACCAUCUCUUGGGAAAGUUUGCGGGCAGAUCCUAAACCCAAUGAAGUGGUGAAAGCGCUUUUAAGUAGAAGGUCCGAUGCUUUGAGAAUUCUGAACAACUAUCCUGCCUCCAAGAAAAGAUUCCGUGUGAAGAAAGGACUUAAAAAAGAAAAAGACUAUGUUGGGCUCGACUUGCUGCAUCAGAAGCUGCUAUGUGAUGUAAUAGUCAAAUACUCUUUCAAAACUCCGACUCGUAUCAGCAAUGUUACAGAUAAAGUAGAGAGCUUAGCAAACUUCAUUGUGGAAACUUUUCCUCGAGAAAGGAAGGCCCAGUAUUAUACCCCUUAUCGAUCGGUAAAAGUGGAUGGAAAGGUUCUGAAACGCCAUAAUCCUAAAGGAAGACUCUACCAUAAGUUUACAAACUAUUUAAAAGUAUUAAGAGAGGAUUAUGUCACCACUGGAUCAUCAAACACAGAGUCUAGAAACACUUCUGUCCCAGAAUUGUCUGCUGAUGUGGAAGGAAGUCUGGAGCGGCUUAAACGGAGAGUAGACAUCUGUUCCCGAUUAAAGCUAGAAUGUAACUUGACAAGGGAUGCCAGAAUUAAUACUCUUCGAAAUGAAGUGGAUAGCAGAAAGGAGAACUAUCUGACAAAGUACAUCCACACACUCUACCCUUUUUUGGCGCAACCUGAAGGCUAUCUUCUGCUUGAAUCUGAUUUUGAUGCUCUGUAUCCGGACAAGAAAAACUGUCUCUUCAUGAGCUGGCCGUCUCUAGCGGAGAGUAUUAAGAAGUUGGCUGGCGUUCCAGAUCACGACUUGACUGAUGCUGAAAUCCUCUAUUUACUUGGGGAUUUGUUUGAGGAGGUGGGCCUUACCUCAGUGCCUGUGACACGGAAAUACAGAGCUGGAAAGCAGGAAAUGUUGAGGUCCUUUCUCUUUCAUGUUGAGUUUGUUCAAGAUAUUCAGAAGGAAAUUGAUACAUUCGAGUCCAAGGCAUGUCAAGACAAAACUACUGUUCAACCAUACGCCAUUUCUGUUGGUCCCUGGCCUCAACCUACCCAAUUCUACAUUUUGUAUGAUGGAGUGUUGCAACGAGUGAAUAGUGUCAGAGACUCAAUUGAUUUGACCUUCAAGAUCCUUCAUGCUCAGUACCCGAGGACUUCAGAGUGCUAUUGGCUGCUUCUCCAGAAACUUGUGUAUGAGUUAAGUACUCCCUGGGACUCUGUGAUUCCUGAAGUUGACUCUUUGGUGGACAAGUUAACUGAGUGCUAGUUAAGUUCUUGUUGUAUGGUUGGAGUUCUGUGCAAGUUGCGCCUUUAUACAAAUUAUUUACUGUAUUGCAUUGGUUACAAUUAGUCUUAGUCACAAUGCCGUGUUGCCCUGAUUGUGGAGUGUCAUUUGUGUCAAUCAAAGGAGUGGACAUCCAUCUUCGUGUGUUCCAUCCAUCAGUAGAUUUCUCUAAAGUUAUGAAGUGCAGGACUGAAGGGUGUCUUCGUCUCUUUUCUGGGUGGAAACUCUUGAGGAGGCAUUGGAUUCGAGAUCACAAGUUUCCCUCUCAUGCCAGUAUUUCCAAGAGCUCUAGCAGCAAAGAGCAAAGGAAGAAAGUUAAGGAGAAAGAGUCUGAAUGUCCUGAGCAAUACCCUGAAGCUGAGCCAAGUGAAGGAAAUUUUGUUAAUGAUUACAGUCUUCCUGAAAAUGUCGAAACUUCAGAUAAUUUAGAAAAAUUAGCUCUAUCCAAUGCCUCAACUUUUUUAACUAAAUUCUAUGCCAAUCCUAGAAUACCCAGAAAUCACAUUCAGGAUGUAGUUUCUCAUGUUAGUGCUUUCCUUAAGAAUAUUAUAUCUUAUCUAACACCAUCUCUGUUUGAAAUUAUGACAAAUAAUAAUCUUGAUAACAAUCUAAAAGAGUCAAAUUAAUGAUUUGCUGCAAAUUUUAGUGCAGCCAUUUGAGGGUACAUUAUCCACUGAACAUAAGAGAUUCAAAUAUUUGCUAGAGACUGGUAGUUUCAUUGAGCCUGAAGAUUACAUUGUAGGAGAUAGGUUGGAUGAUAAAUAUGCUAGAGGCCAAAUGUCUAAGAAGAGAGUCAGUGUUAAAGGAAAGUAUGUCCCAAUAAAAAAGAUUAUGGAGAAAUUUUUUGCCCUUCCUGGUGUUUAUGAUAAAGUUAUAAAUUAUCUGGAAUACCUAGAGAAAGAGUACGAGUCAGGUGUAAUAUCUAACUUUAUGCAGUGUAAGCUCUGGAAACUGAGGAUUGUUAAAUUUCAAGGUUCUGAUCUCUUGGUUCUCCCUCUAUUCUUGUACUUUGAUGAUUUUGAAGUGGGAAACGCCCUCGGCCCACAUGCUGGUCUCUAUAAGCUUGGAGGCGUUUAUUUCUCAAUGCAAUUUUUACCUCCUGAAUUUCAAUCUUCAGUAGAAAAUGUAUUUCUAACUUUGCUUUUUCAUUCCUCUGACAGCUGUUCCGGAGGAUGGCAACUUCUAUGUAUUUCAAAAAUUAAUUGACGAUCUGAAUGCACUAGAGGCUUCGGGUAUCACUAUUCCAAUUGAUAGUAACAUGGUUACUAUUCAUUUUAUUGCUCCAAUCCUGUUAGCUGAUAAUCUAGGAUACCAUCAAGUGUUAGGAUUUGCUGGUGGUUUCACAGCCAACUUUUAUUGUAGGUUUUGUAGGAGUCACAGGAGUGACAUGCACCACAUGCUCGAGGAGUGUCAAUCAGCCUUAAGGAAACCCUGUGAAUAUGAAAAUGAUGUUGAGUUGGGUUUGGCCAUGUCAGGGAUUAAUGAGAAUUCAGUUUGGAACUCUCUAAAUUCAUUUCAUGUGUAUGAGAAUUUUUCAGUGGAUAUCCUACACAAUUUACUGCUAGGUGUAUGUAAAACUGAUAUGUCAUUAAUCCUUCAUCAUUAUGUGUGUGUUAAGAAGACACUUUCUCUCCCAGUUUUGAAUUCCAGAAUGAAAUCUUUCAACUAUGUAAUUAAUGGUUUUGAGAACAAGCCUCCUGUUCUCUUACUUGAGGACAUCAAGGAAUCCUAAAUUUCGAUGACUGGUUCUGAACUUUUAAAUUUUUGCCUGUUGUUUGCUUUUCUUGUUCAUGACUUGCUGGGACCCAACUUUCAAGAUGAUCCCCAUUGGGCUUUGUAUUUAACUCUAAGAGGGAUUCUUGACAUUGCGCUUGCUAAAUCUUAUCAAAAGGAAUGUCUUGAUGCUCUUCGAAUCCUUGUGCGAGAACAUCAUAGAAUAAGGGUGAUACAGCUAUUGUCACAUUUGCGUUGCAAAGACCAUUUUCUUCUGCAUUAUUGUACCGUCUUAGAAUAUUCUGGUCCUACUGCUCACCUAUCUACUAGCAAGUUCGAAUCUAAACACAAAAAGUUAAAGACUAUUGCUAACAGUUCUAGUUCACGAGUCUUUGUCUGUCAUACAAUAGCUGUUAAGGAACAGCUUGGAUUGUGUUUUCGAUUUGAAAGCGGUAGAGGUUUGGUGCUCCCGUUAGAAUCUGGCCCUUCUGAUCAUGUGCAAACCUCAUACAUGGAUGGAUCUUACCUCUACCGGCAUUGUUUGCCUAAUGAAUUUAAGGACUUCAGUGACAUUGUUCCCUGGGUGGAGUUGCAUGGCAUUUGUUACCACAAACUAUCUUUUGUGGCUGUUGAUAACAAUGACCUCUAUCCUUCUUUUGCUCAGAUCCACCGAAUAUUGUUAAGUGAGGAGUUCCAUGCUUGCUUUGUUUUAAAAUGUUUUGAAACAAAGUCUUUUGAUGAGAGCAUGCAUGCCUAUGUUGUUACUGAAACUUCCAAAUUCAUCUGUAAAUAUGUUCAUGAGCUUUGGUAUCCAUUCAUUGUCAUUCAUCUCCAAAAAGCAAACAGAAGUUUUAUAACUUUACGUCAAAUGAUCUAGUUUUAUACCUGUGACUCGUAAAUAUGUUUUUAUCAAAUGUAUUUUUCUAAUGCCGUUUUGGUGCAUGUGCAUUGUUGUCAUAUAUAUUUGCAUGUGUAUUUUCAUGCAACAAUAAAGUAAGUGGCAUUUCAGUCA